AUGCGAUGCGCGAGCAAGGCCGCCGAGAGCGCGUCUGCACGUCUCUGUGCGGACGCCGAAGCAGAAACUACAGCAACUGAUAUCCCAUCGGUUGCUGAAUCGACUCAGCCUGUAUCACCUGGUGAUGCAGGCGCUGGUCAUGAAGACACUCGUGUCUUCACAGAGUAUGAGCUCGGUGUCUCGUACUCUCCUGAUACGGAUGACGGAUCCAUAUCGACGGCAAUUGAAUCCAAGCCGCCUGCCAAGCGUGGCAUGAACGAUGCUUUGCGUCGCAGCAUCUUUGGUUCAUCUGAUGAGUCAGAUGAACCAUCGCCGAAGCGAAGGCGCUCGAGGUCGCGAGACUCGGGCGCUAACAGUGGUGUCGUUUCUCCAAUGGACACCACUUCACAGCGAGGUGCCAGUACUUCUGUCGGCACGUCGCAGGAAGAGCGGGACCGCAAUGUGUUGCGUCUCGCUCCUGCGAAGAAGACAUGGAUGCCUCCCAAAUCCGUCAUGGGUCACUUGUCGGCGACGACGAGUGAUCGUUAUCGAACACGGUUGUUCGAUUCGUCAAGGAUCCAUCACCUUGACCCCAGCGCGAAAAACUAUCGCGCUGAACAUGAAUUCUUCAUCGAUGCUUUCUUUAAACAUCGAUGGUACAGUGGGAAUCACAAGCGUGAUGGUCCCUUACUGCUUCAGGCGUGGAACGCCUACAUCCAUAACCUUGAGGAUGUAGGUCGUGACGCUUGGAACGACAAACUUAUCAAAGCUCGUGAUAAGUUUGAAAAGCGAACCCCGACAGGUGCACGCUAUAAGCUGCAUCGUCUGUCAAGGGAGAAAGGAUUACCCUGCCUCUCUUGGGGAGACUCGUGCCCAUGUUGUGUGAACAACUCUGCACGAGCACCUAAGGAGGCUUACCUCCUUACCAGCCCGUGGUGGCGCGUACGUGUCUCUACUGAGAUGUACGAAGGGAUUGACAACCUGAAAUCCCUUUACGACCGUGCCGGGAAGACUUUCUCCGGCGGUCCUUCUGCGGCACAGGAUGUGUCGCGUCGUACUGCCUCGACCAGACCCAGUACGUCAACCAUCAAUUGGGAGCGGGGCUCCCAAGAAUCCCAGGACGGGGGAUAG
Molecule: messenger RNA, 1110 nt
Organism: Peronospora matthiolae
Lineage: Eukaryota; Oomycota; Peronosporomycetes; Peronosporales; Peronosporaceae
Source: the annotation of a GenBank genome assembly